UGCCGACGGACGUGCAAGAACAAAACGCAAUGAAAUGAGUAUAAAUCAAAACCACACAAAACAAUAAUUCCACAUAUAGUAACUGACUGGGUGGCUGUCGGAGGGGAGCAAUGCAGCCCGAUAUGAUGACCAUAUGGAAAGUACAACAAAAAAGAUGGGCACCACUUCCAGUAAUCGUCAUUUGCGCGCGCGAUAUGUUGUGGUGCUGCUAAAUAUGCGGGCUUGGCUUAAGCUUCCAAUUUCGAUUUGGUGGUGGUGACCUACCAAAAGCAAUAACAAAAAAAAAACACUACACUUGCUAGCUCGCUCGCUGAACGCAACAGCCUAAUGGCCCCCCAAACAGCAGAUAUGGGGCUCCAUCAAAUAGAAUGUUUACUCAACAUUCACAUUUACUCCCAUUUAUAUUGGCACGCAAGAAUGUACGCAACGUAUCUUUUUAAGGCUCCCUCUCUCUCUCUCGUAUUCUCUCCCAACACUUAAGUGGCUCUCGUUAAUUCUCCACACACUCGCAGCGCACAAGUGGUGGAGAAAUGUUGUUCAGUUCAAAACAAACCUAACAAGUGGAAGCAACCAAAAAAAAAAGAAAUGCGAAUGCGAAUCUGAGAUAAUUAGAACAACAGAAAAGCUGCAGAUAAAAACAUACAAACACCUAGAAUAAGGUGAGAGUGAUUUAGUUGACAUAUAUGAGAAUAAGUGUGCAAAUUAAAGUGAAAAGAAUUAAAUCUGAAUGCUGUCCUACACAUAAGCCAAACCAAUAAAUGUCAAUAAUCAAAUUGUGCACAUUUCAUUAUGUGAAACGGUCAAGCAAAACGUGAUGUGUCACAACAUAAUACAACUGGAGAUACUGUUAUAUUCGUGAAGUUCGUUUUCUUUCUUUUUCAAUCAGUCGGUCGGUCGUUCGUUCGUUUGUUCAUUGCUUAUUGCUCUGUUUUCUUUAACCAACCCUUUACGCCUUUUCUAUUUCAAUCCAAACUUUGAUAAUCAGAAGUCGCGAAUAGCCGUGUCUGCAACCAUGUCUGCCCCUUUGGCAUACGAUGGCACAUAUUUGAAAUCCAUUUCCGGCAUUUUGAAAAUCUGUUGCAUGGUAUGCUGCUUUCUUGGAUUCCUGUGCAUUGUCUGCAGUUCGGUGCAGUUGCGCAAUUUUCGGGGGAGUUUCUACUGUGCAAUUGCCAUGCUUGCUUUUGUUUGCAGUGGUUGUAUGAUGUUGGCUCGCCUCUUCCAAGUAUGGCAACGUAAAUUCUUAACAUUCAAUGCCAUCAAAUAUGAACUUAUCAUGCAUGUACUCCUCGCCUGCCUUUGUUUCAUUGCGGGCUGUGUGAGUAUAUCAUUGGACGUGAUAGCCUAUACAAUAGCAACGUUCUUCAUAUUCCUCGCUUUCAGUUUCUACACAUUCGAUGCUUAUUUGUGUUAUCGCAUUUAUCGGCAGUGCGAUGCACAAACUCAAACCCAAACUCAACCGCAGAUUGCUUAGCUGUAAUCGCAUUUAAACUUUUAAAUAAUUUUAUACGAAUUGUAAUUACAAAAAAAAAAAAAAAAAACAAAAAACUGAGAAACAAACAUACAUUCUUAUGUAUAAUAAUAUGUAGGUUACUAUUUAUAUAAAAAAAAUAAUGUUGUUGAUUAUUUUAUUGUAUCCUAUCCUAGAUGGACAUACAUACAUACGAUGAUUACGUACAUAUGCCUUCAAAUGUAUGACAUUAUGUUGAAUUGUGAUUAUUUUAUAAAUGAAUUAUGAAGCAUAGUUCUAAGUCAAAUGUUAAUAAAAAAAAUGCACAUUAAUUUUAUA
Molecule: messenger RNA, 1786 nt
Organism: Stomoxys calcitrans (stable fly)
Lineage: Eukaryota; Metazoa; Arthropoda; Insecta; Diptera; Muscidae
Exons: 3
Coding region: 1013-1471 (152 amino acids)
Cellular component (GO): membrane
Source: RefSeq, a predicted model, not a curated record